AUGACAUCAACUUAUAAAGGACUUUCAUCUCAAAAAUCAUUAGAAAUAAAAACAAAAUCAAUUGAAACAACACUUGUACCACUUGUUACACAAAUUUCAACAUUAGUUAAUUUUAAAGAAAAACCUCGAUCAUCAUUAACAACAAAUGAAAAAACUCUUAAUGCUAUUAAUCGUGUUGGCGAAGCUGUACAUAUGGCAGUUGAACGUUUUGUUUCUGUUGGAGAAUCAAUUGGUAACGAAAAUCCUGAAAUAAAAUCCGAUUUAAUUGAUGCAUGUCGUGAAGCACGUACAUCUGGUGAAGCAAUUAAACGAAUAACUUGUGUAGAAUAUGAUAAUUUUGGUAAACCAGUUUGUGUAACUGAUCGACAUAGUAUGGUACAAGCAGCUCGAGGUUUAUUAAGUGCCGUCACACGUGUUUUACUUCUUGCUGAUAUGGUUGUUGUUAAACAAAUUAUCUCUACUAAAAAAAAAGUGAUAUCAACAUUAAAUCGUGUUGAAGGUGUAGCAUCAUUUUCUGAAUUUGUCAAAUUAUUUGGAGUUUAUGGUACUCAAAUGGUUGAUUUAGCACAUCUAACUGGAGAUCGACAAAACGAUCUCAAAGAUGAACGUCGUCGUUCCCAACUUUCAGCAUCACGAACAAUCUUAGAAAAAUCAACAAUGCUCAUCUUAACAUCAUCUAAAGCCUAUCUUCGUCAUAAUGAAUGUCUCCAUGCUCGUAAAUGUCGUGAUCUUGUUUAUGGUCAAGUUCGUCGUGCUCUUGAUAUGGUACAAUUAAUUGUAUAUGAUUCUGGUUCAACAACAUUAAAUACUACUCCAACACUAACACUUCUUCUAGCUAAAAAUGAAAUUAAUUUCGUUAAAUCUUUACGACAAUUUGAAUAUGCAGUAGAAAUGUUAAAUGCUUCAUCAACAUCGACAACAAAAGAACAACUUGAACAAUUAUGUAAUGCAACUAUUGAUAAUAGUCAAGAUUUUACUGAUUCAGUUUAUAUAAGUAUUGAACAACGAGAAAAAGUUCUUCAAUAUCAUAAAAAAUUACAAGAUCAAUUAGCGGAAAUUAUCAAAAUUAUAUCUGAAAAACAAAAUGAAACACUUGUAACAGCGAUUCAAACAAUUCAACAAAUUGCACGAGAAUUUCGACAACAACUUGAACAAAUGGCAAUGCUUCGUGCAUCAGAAUUUUUUCGAACACAUGAUGAAAGUGUUUUACUUAAUGAAUUAAAAACUUGUUCAUCAUCAGGUAGAAAUGAUUUACUCCAAGGAUCAACUGAUCGAUUUCGAGAACAAUCAGAAAUUGCUAUUGAGUUAAGUAAACUGUUAAGACAUAUUAGUUCAUGUGAUCAAUUACAAGUAUCAAGCGAAUAUCAUGAUAUGGUGUUUCUCAAUUUAUCACAUAUGGUAUGUUAA
Adineta steineri is the source of this 1407-nucleotide messenger RNA. NCBI's taxonomy places the organism in Eukaryota, Metazoa, Rotifera, Eurotatoria, Adinetida, Adinetidae. The record is from the annotation of a GenBank genome assembly.